Messenger RNA from Globicephala melas (long-finned pilot whale), 2945 nucleotides. RefSeq names its product transmembrane protein 129, E3 ubiquitin ligase (gene TMEM129). The record is from RefSeq and is a predicted model, not a curated record. Gene Ontology annotation, molecular function: ubiquitin protein ligase activity. Gene Ontology annotation, cellular component: endoplasmic reticulum; membrane. Gene Ontology annotation, biological process: protein ubiquitination. NCBI's taxonomy places the organism in Eukaryota, Metazoa, Chordata, Mammalia, Artiodactyla, Delphinidae.
ACGGCACGCUGGGCGCGGCGGUCGCCGGAUUUCUCGGUAACCGCAGCUCGCUAGGCGGGCGUAGAGGAAAGGCCGUACGCGGGCGGGCAGUGACUGCGGGGCCCGCCGUCGCCCGGGAAUCUCGGGCUCUGCUGCGGACGCGCCUGGGCUGCGCGGGAAGGUCAGGGCCUGAGAGCCGCUCGCCCGAGUCUCAGUUUCCCCAGCUGUGCAGUGGGGCCAAGUGCAGCACCGCCACCAAGGCGGGUCCUGAGGAGCAUCCAAACCCUCGCGAGGACUGUCGCGGCAGUUCACAACUUCUGGCCGAGCGAGGGGACCGGGAACUUCAUUUCCCAGAGUGCCCCGCAGGACGCCGUCUCCCAGAGCGCCCCGCGAGUGGCCUGAGGGUGGGGACUCCAUUUCCCAGAGCGCCCCGCGUCUUCCGGACCCGGACGCCGCGGCCUGUUGUCGCUGGGGCAGUGGGUCUCGCCGGGACGGCGUUCCGGAGGCGACGGCGGCGCAAUGGACAGCCCCGAGGUCACUUUCACGCUGGCCUACGUGGUGUUCGCCGUGUGCUUCGUGUUCACCCCCACCGAGUUCCACUCGGCCGGGCUCACGGUGCAGAACCUGCUGUCGGGCUGGCUGGGCAGCGAGGACGCCGCCUUCGUGCCCUACCACCUGCGCCGCACGGCCGCCACGCUGCUGUGCCACUCGCUGUUGCCGCUAGGCUACUACGUGGGCAUGUGCUUCGCAGCCUCAGAAAAGCGGCUCUACUCCCCCAGCCAGGCCCCGGAGACCUGGCGGGGCUUCCUCCUGCUGGCAUUGACACUGCCCACCAUCGCCUGCACCCUGAUCUACUACUGGUCCCGGGACCGGUGGGCCCACCACCCACUGGCCCGCACCCUGGCCCACUAUGCCCUCCCGCAGUCAGGCUGGCGGGCCGUCGCUUCCUCCGUGGACACCGAGUUCCGGCGGAUCGACAAGUUUGCCACGGGGGCGCCGGGUGCCCGUGUGAUUGUGACAGACACGUGGGUGAUGAAGGUGACCACGUAUCGUGUGCGCGUGGCCCAGCAGCAGGACGUGCACCUGACCGUGACGGAGUCCCAGCAGCACGACCUCUCCCCAGACUCGAACCUGCCCGUGCAGCUGCUUACCAUCCGCGUGGCCAGUGCCAACCCUGCCGUGCCGGCCUUCGACAUCCGGCUGAAUUCCACGGAGUAUGGUGAGCUGUGUGAGAAGCUCCGGGCGCCCAUCCGCAGCGCGGCCAACGUGGUCAUCCACCAGAGCUUGGGCGACCUGUUCCUGGAGACCUUCGCCUCCCUGGUGGAGGUCAACCCGGCCUACUCGGUCCCCAGCAGCCAGGACCUGGAGGCGUGCAUCGGCUGCAUGCAGACCCGGGCCAGCGUGAGGCUGGUGAAGACCUGCCAGGAGGCGGACGAGGGCGAGUGUCAGCAGUGCUGUUGCCGCCCCAUGUGGUGUCUCACCUGCAUGGGCAAGUGGUUCGCCAGCCGCCAGGACCCGCAGCGCCCCGACACCUGGCUGGCCAGCCGUGUGCCCUGCCCCACCUGCCGCGCGCGCUUCUGCAUCCUGGAUGUAUGUGCUGUGCGCUGAGCCCGCCAGAGGGACCCCGCCACUGCCUUGGGGAGUAGUUGGGCCUCUGGGCCCUGGUUUGGGCUGUCAUGGGUGGCUCAUCCCUGUGUGGCGACUCACCAGUGCAGAAGGGCUGAGGCUGCAGUAGGGCUGGGGUUUUGGUUUUAAAAAGAAGUUUUCUGUUGAAGUUCUGUCUGCGGCAGCGGGAUGGGUUCUCAGCGCCUCUGUCUCCCCGACUCUUCGUGCUUCCAAAUUAGGGGGUAGAUGCUGGGCACGCAGAACGUGGUGUUGGGUCCAUCUCCAGAGCAUUCUGGGGCCCCCUGAGCUGUGUUCUGGGAGACCCUGUCGUCUGCCCCAGAUGGCCCUAACUUAAGCCACUUGCCUUAAACGUAUGGGGCACAUGAACCUUAACUGCUCGUCAGUUAUACGACAGACUCGGAUUUGCCCGAGACUGCAGUCUAUCCUGCUCCUGUCCCCAAGCCGGCUGCUGGCCCUGUGGCAUUGGCACCCUCCACUCCCCCGACGGAGGCUGCUCUGAGGACCUGGCGCAGAGCUAAUUGGUGGAGGGUGAGAGCGCUGCCCAGGGUCUGCUGGUGAUUGUGGGCAGCCAAGAGCCCACUCCUGGGGAGGUGGGUGGCCCCUGCCUGCUCCCUGCCCAGGGAUACCCUGGGCUUCCCAUCAGGGGCUGGCUGCUUUCAGCUGCCGUUCUCUUAGCCGCGUGCUUGUGGGGGCCGCCCACCCCUUGGAGGGGCCUGUAACCACGUGCUUUCUGCUGCUCCUGCGAGUCCAGGGAAAGGGCCAAGUUUCAGACUCCUGCUAGCGAGGGCACUGAGUUGAAGACCAUGCUCCACAGCAGCGUCCUACAUCCGGAUGACAGGCUUGUUGGGACUCAGCACGGGGCUGGCCAUACCUCGCAGGGUCCACCCACUUAGGAAGGGAAGUGCCCAGCAGUCAGGACAAUGGCAGCUGUCUUCCCAAUUCCUGUUGGUGCAGGAGGGGAGCAGGGAGGCAAGUGCCAGGUCCCUGGGUACAGCUCUGACAAACGGGACUGUUGGAGGGGCCCUAAGCCCCCUAAACCUGGUCAUUCUAAGCAGGGGAGAUGGACUCAGCUGGCCCAUCUCACCCAAGGCUGCACCAAAGCCAGGGAUUUGGAAGCGAGAAGCCCAGCUUUGUGGUCCUCGGGGGUGCCCACAGACGAAGGCCAUCAGAGGGGCAGGCGGGAGCCAUGCCCAGCCUCAGCCUGGAGUUGCAAACCUUGGCAAGGGAGAGCCAGGCCUGGGGCUAUCUUUUCUACAAAAGAAACUUACUUAGUUUUAUAAAGAUAAGUCUAUUGUAGUGAGGUGAUACACUAUUUAAUAAAAUGUUACUAUGAGUUUAUA